CAGGUGCAACUAAACCCUCCGGUUGGAGCAAGUGAUCUUGGUGCAGAAGUAGAGCAGACAACAUAAUGAAGAACCAAACCCUGGUCAGUUUGUGGGCAGUGCUGUGUGUGGUGAUGGUGCUGAGCUUCGUCGUGUCGGCGGAAGAAACGAACCCGGAUCGAGUCAAGCGGCAGUUUGGCUUUGGUGGUGGAUAUGGACACGGAUAUCCAGGCAUUGGGUAUGGCGGAUACGGUGGAUAUGGUGGAUACGGCCACGGAGGAUACGGUCACGGUCAGCACGGAGGAUAUGGGCUGUACGGAGGAUACGGUCAUGGAUACGGACUUGGUUACGGACAUGGCGGUCAUGGAUACGGACACGGAGGAUACGGUGGUCUCGGAUACGGCGGAUAUGGCCAUGGUCUUGGCUAUGGUCAGCACGGAUUCGGAGGAUUCUUUGGUUAAGGAAGAAGGUCGUAGUUUGCGACGAUUGUGGAGAUGAGUGAGCACUUUUUGUGGGUUAGUUUUCGAUGAAAUUGUGAACCGAAUCAUCAUUUACUGCCAAAUAUACCAAAUCCUACAUGUUUUUUUUUGUAUUAUAAACAAGUGAUUCAAUUUAGGAGCAAACUCAUAAACUUGAAGGAAUUGCGCUCGAAAAGACCACCUGGUCCAUUCAGCGUGUAUUGUUGAGAACAAUUGUAGGUUCAACUUUUACAAAAAGAGCAAUUAAACGUAGUCAACAUCACUCUGAUCUGCGUUCGGUGAUACAUUUUCGCUGUGAAUAAAAACCUGUUCCU
Messenger RNA from Anopheles nili, 772 nucleotides. Its product is annotated as neuropeptide-like protein 31. Lineage: Eukaryota; Metazoa; Arthropoda; Insecta; Diptera; Culicidae. The transcript has a single exon. The record is from RefSeq and is a predicted model, not a curated record. Bases 66 to 440 code for a protein of 124 amino acids.